This is a messenger RNA of Drosophila miranda, 3704 nucleotides long. RefSeq lists its product as uncharacterized. The transcript has 6 exons. Lineage: Eukaryota; Metazoa; Arthropoda; Insecta; Diptera; Drosophilidae. Bases 250 to 3462 code for a protein of 1070 amino acids. The record is from RefSeq and is a predicted model, not a curated record. Gene Ontology annotation, cellular component: MSL complex.
GCGAUGUUUUCUCAAUCACAAGCGCGUGCCGCAUGAACGCAACAUUCGGUCGACGAAGCUCUUAAUCGGUGGCACUGCUUUUGCUCAAAGUAUAAAAAGUAUAUAUAAAAGUAGCAUAUUACAAAAGUAAUAUGCUUAAACACAAUCCAAUGUGUGCUGAGUUAGUGUCUUGCCUCAGGGUGUCGAAAUUUCCAGUAUAAGGCGUACUUAGCAAGUGCGUCGAUUCUUCGGUCCUAUUCAGAUCUGGGUAUGGGAAUUAUGAGCUUAACACAAAGCUGCCUCUGCGAGCCAAGGAGCAGGAACAGGAACAGAAAGAGCAGUAGCAGCAUGUUGGACGACUUUGAUAAGGCCAGCAUCGUUGCCCAUGCCGAUGACAAUGAGUACAUAUCGCCGGCCACCCCGGAACCCCAGCUGAAUCCGGAGCCGGAAUUUGCCCAUUUGACUGAAACUAAGCGAACGAUUCAUGAUGCUAUAGCCGCACUGAACGAUGACAGUUUCGAGAAACGCAUCGCUCGUCUUCUCUCGCAGUACGAAGGGGCCAUUCGGGAGGAGUUUGAAAUUGCCCAGUACUCGCCGCAGAGAUGUAGGAAAUUGGCCCGCACUCUCACCGGACUCACCGAUGUCAUCCACACCAUAGGCAGGUCGGUGCGACAGGAUAAUGCCUAUCGCCAACGCAUGUGCAAUAUUGUGGCCUUCUACAUAUCCUGUGAACUGUGCUCUGCCCAAGAGCCAGUCGAAAAGGAAGAGCUCAUCAUCAAUCGAAUCAGUAGUUGCCUCAAGCUGUAUGUGGAAUACGGCGAGGGCGGCGCUGGCGUCCACAAGGAGCAUGUUCUCCGCACUCUUCUGGCCGCACCAAAGUUGUUUAAUCGGGCUAGCAUUCUAUCGGUGUUGUACAGCCGCCUCUUUCCUCAUUGGUCUAUGCCUAGCAUUAUGAUUCAAGCGGAGCUGCCGGACAAACUUUACAUCGAAUAUAUUUUAAUAUUUUAUUACUGGCAACGACUCGAGCCCGAUGAGGCAGUCAAGGAGCGGAUUGUCGAGUUCGCCGACAAGUUUAUGCGGCCCUCAAAAACACUGGCCACGACCAGUAAAUACGCAGAGUACUGUACCUACAGUGUCCGAGCCACGGCCACGCGCUCUAUACUGAAUCAGCUGCGCCAGAAUAGCUGCACAAGCCUGCAUGCGGCCAUCAAAGUUGAGAAUCGGCCGCCGCACUCCAGCGAAGUGGUAAUCAGUUCGGAUGAUGAGGACAGCUGUCCACUCUGGAGCAGCGUUAGGUCGAGGACGCCAACGCCUUCGUCCAGCCAGCAUCCCCCUGUCUUUCUCCAGAAUCUCUGCAAAAAUGCCCGCCAGCUGGAGCCCUGUAAGAGAGCCUCGGCUUUGUUUAAAGGCAUCGAUAACACCGUUGAGAUUGUGGAUCUCCGCGAUUCCGAUGAUGAUGUAGAAAUGUUCUCUCUCGACUUCAAUGUGCCAGCCAAUGUGGAUGGCAACAACUCGAACUCAAAUUCAAAUUCAAACUCAAACUCAAAUGAUUCAGCCAGUCAGUCCCUUGCGGAAGAUGACUCUGUGCCCGUCACGCGGAUAUAUCCGAGCAACCUGAGGACCUAUGAGCGAGGUCCAAGUGCUGCUGCCAUCUCUGUCUCUGUCUCCGAAUCACCCCCACCCACCACGUACAUAGUGCCCCGAAUAGUCAAUAGCUAUAGCUGUCGAAGGGACAGCCUCCAUCUGGUGUCCACAACAGCCCCGCAUCUCGUGGAUCAGUCGGUUCAAACGACCGUGGAUGAAGAAGAGCUCGAGGAACAAAUACAGGAAGAGGAUGCACUGCCCCCGUGCCACCUCAACUCGGACAAUCGGCUACCGGGCACAACCACAACUAAAACCACCGACCUGCUCUACUCAGUCCAUAGAAACGCCGACAGUCGCUUUCCCAGGAGCAGCAGCGCAAGUAGCAGCGAUGCCAGCACCCACCAGCACCAGCACGUACAUCACUGCCGCCAGCCAUCUAGUCAGAAUAGCAACUGCAGCGAGAGUUCGAUGCAGAAAAAACAGGUUACCUUUAGUCCCCUGCACCUGGGUAAAACUGCCUCGAGAGCCAGCACAGUCGCAUCCAAGAAGGCAGAUAUAAAACGGUUCGAGACAUCGCCAGCCUUAAAAGCGGACCGCAUUGACAAUCUGAAGUGGAUGGCUCUCAAAGAGCACAUUCAGGCUAGCGCCAAGAUGUUCGCCAAACUGAACGCAAGUAGUAACAAUUGUGAUAGUAAAGGAAGAUCCAGUGGUUACAAAGAGAUUACCGAGAUUCCGGGGAGCAUGGCCUCGCCGGUCAGAAGUGCGCCCAGAGCGGCCCAAAUCACCGCCUCCCAGCUGACACCGACUACGAGCCAUGCCUCCAGCUGCACGCCCACACGCAUGAGAGGCACACCCCGAGGGCGAGGGGAAUUGCCCACGCCUCCAGCGUCUACGCACAGCUCGGCCAGUCCAUAUCAGGUACUCAGAGCGUCCACCGAUACCCUGAGCUCUAUCGACAUGGAGAAACUCGAGGGGAAUGCUAGAGUGUACAGCUUCAAUCGACGCCUGUUCUCCAAGGCAGCUAACGAGCAUGUAAGUUUCUACAACCAGCUGUUGAGCGUGCAGCGGAAGAAUCUCCGGCAGCGGAGAUUGGCCAACCGCACCAACAAGAGUAAUCCUGUAGAUCCGAGGCAGCAGGAGCUUAUAAAUAAGGCCAGGAAGCGGUGCCAGCAGCUACGCGCUCUUAAUGCCAAGAAGCGAAACGAGGCGGAGCAGCUGCAAAAACACCUGACGACCAUAAGGAAUUAUGCCAUACGGGGCAAGCCCAUUGUAAGACUGAAACGUUGCAAGCUCAAUGUCUGGGCGGGAACUGUCGAGAAUUCGCAUCGAUUAUCCACCUCGUUAAAUGAACCAGCGAAUGGCGGUGAAUCGGGUAAGGAGCCGUCUGAGGACAAUCAGCAGAUACAGAAAGAGAAAGAGGAGCAGUUGGAGCAGAGUCAAGCCAAGCAACGACGUCGAAGGGGCCACAGCGUUUGGAAGCACAUCAAGAAAAAAAAGAAGCUUUCGUUGUCCUCUCCAGAAGUUGCUUCGGACACAGUGCCAGUUGAAGUUCCAAAUCCGAAUCCAUCGCCAGAGUCAGAUGUUGAAUCUGUGACCGAGCCAGAUCCAAAAGAUCCAGAGCCAAUGCCAGCGGGAGCGGCAGCUCCUCAGGAACCAAAAUCCCUUCCAGAGGUUGGCAUGGAGCUAGAAAUUCAGGAAGACGGCCUGGGGGCGGAUGACAGCAACGCCGUGCCCUCCCCCGCCCACAACAUCGAAUUGGUGACCAGCAAUGUGCCGGUUUACCUGCUCAACGGGGAGAGUCGCGAUGUGAGCACCCCUCUAUCCAGCCAAUUCAGUAGCAGCGGAUCCACUGAGCCGGCAGCAGCUAAUGAUACCUUUGUCCCAUCGAGAAAAGAUUAGGUCUUCGUCCUUUCCUUUCCUUUCCUUUCCCCUAGCCUGGAUAGUAUUUUAGUGUUUUGUUGAUAUUUAGAGAGUAUCCCUAUCCUGUAAAACUGUUGUACAGUCUAGGUAUAUUGUCUUAAUGCAGUUUCUAGAAAAUUACGAAUUACGAAUUGUUGAAAGUUAUUAUUAUUAUUUUGUAUUUUUUUUACAUCUUCCCUUGCAAUAUUUCCCCUUAAAAUAAACACGAACACGAACCAAAA